AUGGCCAGCAUGACAAUUUUUUUAGAACAAUUGGACAAUUGGUUCUACCAGGGAAUAUCGGGAAAGGUCGCAACUGUCGUGCAAGAAGCUGCGAACCAGUUGUACGUCCAUUUUCACAGUUUUCAGAGUCAAUUUUACAAUUUUUCAGUAGAGACUGGAUGAAGGCGACGGAGAAACAACAGUACGAACCGGAAGUGCAUGUCGCAAACGAGGAAAAACCGGACGGACCGGACGAGCCGUCUGCGGAUCGAGCGGCGCCGCCCGUAGAAGACGAUGAGCUGUUUCUCAAGACGCUCGAGGACAGUUUUUACGUGGUAGAGCAGUCGGAUGACGAAUCGUCGGAACUGAGCGAUGAGAGGCCUUCAGAAGCCGAGAAGAGCGAGGAGCAAUUUGGGAGCGAUGCAACGAUGAGCGCGAUCAUGGUUCUGUCCGGUGGGCCGUCGUCGAGAAGAGGACAACGACAAUCCACGUCUCAGUCGAAGACGUCUUCUGACAACCAGGAAGGAACCGCACGAGAAGGAACGUCGCAGGAGUCCUCCUCUUCGGCCGGCCCCUCUGGCGGCGGCGGAGACGGAGGCGGAUCCGAUAGUGAAGGCGAAGUUCGUGCUACUCUGUCAGAAUUGUUGGUUCUAAAUAAUUGCUUUCAGGAUAACGGCGGAGGAUCGGGGGACAGUUCGGUCGACGAUGAAGGCGAUGCGGACGACGAAGAAACGGAGAAAGACGACGACGUGGAAGGAAUCGAGCAGCAGAUGGCCGGAAGAAUGAAGCUCCGAAGCAGUCGUUCAACAGAGUCGUACGAUCCGGAAGCGCUGCCCGUGGACAAUGAACAGCCCGGGUAAGCAGUGGCGAAACGUUUCUCGUUUUCAUUCACAUUUCAACCCGGCUCACGUACAAACUCGCUUUUUCUAGAGUUGUCCCACCCGUCGAAGAGGAAGGUCCGCCGAUCCCCGCCGAUCCAUUCCAAGAGGCGGCUCCGGAGAACGAGCCUGUGAUACACGAGGCACCGGCGGCUCAAGUUCAAGAAGUUCAGCCGCGUUUGGAAGGUGGAUUGCCGCCACAAAUUGUGCAGAUGCUGCAAUCGAUACAUGUGCCGCCGGCGGAUAGACCAGUUCAACUUCCUGCGGAUGGAUUGCGGAUUGUUUUUUUCAACGGCGAAUAUGUGCAACUGCCCGCUGCCGACCAAAUUUCGCCGGGGCGUUUAGGGCGCCGCAAUGCGAUUUCGCCGCGGUGGGUGUCGGUGAACGAGGGAGAAGGAUCUUCGGCAGAGCGACCGCCCGCAGAAGAUCAAGUUCAACAAGAUCAGCCGCGUUUGGAAGCUGGAUUGCCGCCACAAGUUGCGCAGAUGAUGCAAUCGGUAAAUGUGCCCAUGGCGGAUGCACCAGCUCAAGUUCCUGCGGAUCCAUUGCGGUUUGUUUUCUUCAACGGCGAAUAUGUGCAACUGCCUGCUGCCGCCCAAAUUUCGCCGGGCCCUUUCGGGCUCCGCAAUGAGGGAGAAGGAUCUUCGGCAGGGAGACUGGCCGGAGGCGCGGAAGAAGCACAGGAGAUGGCCGAAGAAGAUGUUCGCCCGGAAGAAGAAUCAGGACAGCCGGCGCGCCUGGGAUAUCGCAGAAAGCACUCGUCGGAUGAGAGUGGCCAAAGCAAGCGAGGAAGGACCAAGUAG
Molecule: messenger RNA, 1660 nt
Organism: Caenorhabditis sp. 36 PRJEB53466
Lineage: Eukaryota; Metazoa; Nematoda; Chromadorea; Rhabditida; Rhabditidae
Source: the annotation of a GenBank genome assembly